Gorilla gorilla gorilla (western lowland gorilla) is the source of this 4560-nucleotide messenger RNA. RefSeq names its product zinc finger CCCH-type, RNA binding motif and serine/arginine rich 2 (gene ZRSR2). Lineage: Eukaryota; Metazoa; Chordata; Mammalia; Primates; Hominidae. Gene Ontology annotation, cellular component: U2AF complex. Gene Ontology annotation, molecular function: RNA binding; metal ion binding. The coding region runs from base 570 to 2018 and encodes 482 amino acids. Gene Ontology annotation, biological process: mRNA splicing, via spliceosome. The record is from RefSeq and is a predicted model, not a curated record. The transcript is spliced from 12 exons.
UUAUGUAUUGGUUCUUCUCUGCCCCCUCGAUUGUAAACUCCUCAGGGGCAGAGGUAACAGCUUUGCAGCCCUGGGAGUUAGGUUUGCUUAAGGGACCAGAACAGGUGUGACUGGCAGGGAGCGAAGUCUGGAGCUUUAUCUGAGGCGCUGAUAGGUGGAUCGGCGGAAGGACGCGGAACCUGGACAGGUCGGAAAUAAAGCCGGGCGAGCAGCUCUGUGCGGGACGUGACUUCAUGAGUGGACGCUGAGAAAAGCGGCAGAGUACGACUUUAACCUCCUAGCCACAACACGUCCUGCUAGGGCGAGGAGGGAGACAGUGAUACAGCACUGGGCAAGUGCUGAAGCGACAAUUACUUCUAGGGCGGGGUAAAAGCCCCAGAGUAUUUUUGCUGGAAGGAGAUAUUUGAGCAGGGUUCUGGAAGACGAGCCGCCGAAGGGUACCUCCGGCUUUCCGUUUCAAGUCCCACGCUGGUGGAGGCUCCUCGGUACCCGCGCCUGCGCGUGCCCGUCUCGGCUCUUAGGCCCGCCCUUUCCUGCCAGACCUGGAGGGGCGGGGCGGUGCCGGCAAGAUGGCUGCGCCCGAGAAGAUGACGUUUCCAGAGAAACCAAGCCACAAAAAGUACAGGGCCGCCCUGAAGAAGGAGAAACGAAAGAAACGUCGGCAGGAACUUGCUCGACUGAGAGACUCAGGACUCUCACAGAAGGAGGAAGAGGAGGACACUUUUAUUGAAGAACAACAACUAGAAGAAGAGAAGCUAUUGGAAAGAGAGAGGCAAAGAUUACAUGAGGAGUGGUUGCUAAGAGAGCAGAAGGCACAAGAAGAAUUCAGAAUAAAGAAGGAAAAGGAAGAGGCGGCUAAAAAACGGCAAGAAGAACAAGAGAGAAAGUUAAAGGAACAAUGGGAAGAACAGCAGAGGAAAGAGAGAGAAGAGGAGGAGCAGAAACGACAGGAGAAGAAAGAAAAAGAGGAAGCUUUGCAGAAGAUGCUGGAUCAGGCUGAAAAUGAGUUGGAAAAUGGUACCACAUGGCAAAACCCAGAACCACCCGUGGAUUUCAGAGUAAUGGAGAAGGAUCGAGCUAAUUGUCCCUUCUACAGUAAAACAGGAGCUUGCAGAUUUGGAGAUAGAUGUUCACGUAAACAUAAUUUCCCAACAUCCAGUCCUACCCUUCUUAUUAAGAGCAUGUUUACGACGUUUGGAAUGGAGCAGUGCAGGAGGGAUGACUAUGACCCUGACGCAAGCCUGGAGUACAGCGAGGAAGAAACCUACCAACAGUUCCUAGACUUCUAUGAGGAUGUGUUGCCCGAGUUCAAGAACGUGGGGAAAGUGAUUCAGUUCAAGGUCAGCUGCAAUUUGGAACCUCACCUGAGGGGCAAUGUAUAUGUUCAGUACCAGUCGGAAGAAGAAUGCCAAGCAGCCCUUUCUCUGUUUAACGGACGAUGGUAUGCAGGACGACAGCUGCAGUGUGAAUUCUGCCCCGUGACCCGGUGGAAAAUGGCGAUUUGUGGUUUAUUUGAAAUACAACAAUGUCCAAGAGGGAAGCACUGCAACUUUCUUCAUGUGUUCAGAAAUCCCAACAAUGAAUUCUGGGAAGCUAAUAGAGACAUCUACUUGUCUCCAGAUCGGACUGGCUCCUCCUUUGGGAAGAACUCCGAAAGGAGGGAGAGGAUGGGCCACCACGACGACUACUACAGCAGGCUGCGGGGAAGGAGAAACCCUAGUCCAGACCACUCCUACAAAAGAAAUGGGGAAUCCGAGAGGAAAAGGAGUAGUCACAGGGGGAAGAAAUCUCACAAACGCACAUCAAAGAGUCGGGAGAGGCACAAUUCACGAAGCAGAGGAAGAAAUAGGGACCGCAGCAGGGACCGCAGCCGGGGCCGGGGCAGCCGGAGCCGGAGCCGCAGGAGCCGCCGCAGCCGGAGCCAAAGUUCCUCUAGGUCCCGAAGUCGUGGCAGGAGGAGGUCAGAGACAGGGUCUUGCUAUGUUGCCCAGGCUGGAGGGCAGUGGCUGUUCACAUGAUCAUUGUGCACUGUAGCCUCAAACUCCUGGGCUCAAGCGAUCCUCUUGGCUCAGCCUCCUGAAUAGCUGAAACUACAGGUGAGCCCUGCUUGUUUGCCUUUUAUUAAUAAUCUAUUGGAUUUUUCUAUAUGUAAUAGCUGAACAGCUUUUUUGCUUUAAAGUUCAUUUUCUCAGUUUUAAAGUACUGAUGGGCAAAGUCCAUGUUUUUUCCUCCUACUCUUCAGCUGGGGGCUGUCAUGGUGUACUUUUUAAAAUAGUGUGUUGGAAAGUUCUUUAUAUAGGAGUAAAGUUUAUUUUUGUCAUUUCCAGGAAUAUUAGGGUCAUUGGUACUAAAUAUGCCUAGUGUUAAAGCAAUCCUGGUAUAAAAAUCUCAACAGAAUGGUCAGAGAAUAGAACCUAAUGCAGAAAAAGCUUCAGGCAAAAUAUUAUACCUAGAUUUCUGAUCAUAAAUAAGAUGCUCUCCAGCUUUAUCAAUUUUUUGUCACUUUCUUUCCAUUGACAUAUUUGGGAUCUAGAAUUUUGGAGUAUGUGACAUUUUUCAAUUUGAGAUUUGGGAAUAAGGACUUAAAACAUACGUAAAAUACUGAAACGUUAACGAAAUUUAAGUAGGAAGAAAGUUUCCUCAAAAUUGGGAUUUCUGCAUGAUAUCUGUUAAGGAUGAGAGUUCUUUAAUGUGUAGUCAAUAAAAGAAAUCAUGCAUGUGGCCCAGGAUAACUUCACUUUAAAAAGUUGGAUUUGUUCCAGACUCUAAAUGCCUGCUUCACCCUGAAAAUGAUUGACCUAGAAUUAUCUACUGAUUUCAGUAACGCCGAGUAAUUAUCAUUAAAUUCAGUAUUUUUUAAUACUUUUCUAAAUACAGUCAAGAUAUAUGCAAUUCAAUGUGGUCUGCAAAGCUGAAGUCUUAAUAAAUCAUGGAGGCUAAGAAACCCACCAUCUUGAGCUCAAGACAACUGAGAUAUUGAUGACUUUCCCCUCAAAUGUUAAUAGGCAGGGUAGAAGGGCAGGAAGUUUUUAAACCACUGACUGGUUCACUAUCCUGGUAAAUGUCCAUCUUGAACUUAAAUUUAUUCGUUUUUUUAAUAUAUAUUGCCUGAUUACUAUUUAUGUUUCAAAAAUUCCAACUAUACAUUGCUGGCAGAAACCCACAGGCAUGUUUUCAGUGAAUAGCUAGCUGCAUGUUGGAGGCUUUUUAAACCUAUAAACGUCUUUUUUUCCAGUAGACUAGCAACUUAAUUUGAUGGUAGUUCCUGCCUCCUUCUUAAAUAUCCCAGUUUUAGAAUGUAACAUUUCCUAUCUGUAGUAAUAGGAGGUCCCUUAACUAUCAUGAUUACCAUAGAUUUGAUUUGUUGCAUAGGUUAGGUAGUACAGUCUGCAAGUAUUAGUCCCUUUCUGUUGCAUGUGCUAGCACCUUCAGUUCACAAGGGGGUAAGAGGAAUCCAGUUGAUUUGAAAUACCUUUUGAGUAACAGUCUAAGUUGUUCAUUCAGAAAGAGUAGAAAAGUCAACUGCAUCAAGGUUUUAAAAGCAGCAUAUAUUGAUUGAAAAUAAAUGUGUAGAUAGGCUCUCAGAAGCAUGGAAUCCAUGUUAUGUUUUAAUGAAGUACAUGAGGACUCCUUAGAUCUUCCACCAUGUAUCUUGUGUGUGCUUAUAACAACCACCAUAUUCAAAUGGAGGGGAAUUUUCAACAUUUUACUGAAAAAAAAAUGAGAAAUUCUUCCUUCAGCAGCUCUCCAUAGUUUGACAAACUUUUGGAAAGAGAUAAAAACACACUCCAGUGUUUGUACGUUGAACGUUUAUUACAACUAAUUGGCGAUGUGAUAAGACAGUGCUCACGUGGCCUGAAUGUUGGUCACAAUCACAACAAAGCUUAAUCCAGCCCAGCAUAUACAAGUGAAAAUAUAAACCAUGAAGACAUGUUUAGAUAUGUAUAAGUACUUAGAAAAGUGACGCUGAACAAUUACAUAGCUUUAAAAAAUAUAGAGCCAACUAAUGCCAUUUUACCUCAUUCAACUCUCACUUUUUUAUAAGAAAUGUGUCUUUUUAAAUUUUUAUAAGACUUCUGUUAACUAGGCAGUGCCAUGGAAAGAAAGGAAGCUGCUGUAAAGUGUGCAGCACUUCUAAGUGGAGGGAAGCAAAAUAAAUUUAGCUUUAACAAGUACCCCAGAGGGAACAUUCGUGCUUUAAACAAUGACUUUACACAUAAUACUGUGAAGAGAGCAACACGUUUUUUGUAAGAUACUGUUAUGAAGAAUUCCUGGCAAAUUAACAUUCUCACUUUAUUUUGGGGCAUCAAAAACAACUAAGUAUGUGAUUAUGACCACAAAAAAUUCAUCUCAGGAGUCAAAUGUGCCUUGGCCUUAAAAAUUAUGUGCUUACUAUUGUGAAACAAUCCUGUUUCUCAUCCCAGAUUCAGAAUGCCUAAGAAAUAAUUUUUAGUGUAAGAAGUAUCACUCCAAUUUAGUCAUUAAAAAUAAUCUGUAUUCCCUUUAAAAAAAAAAAAAAAAAGGUAUGUAAUUUCCAGUACAAGUCUUUGGAGUAAAUUU